AGAAGUGCUCCUCGCGGGCGGAGUUGUGCUCUGUAAAAAGCCCGAGUCGGGGUUUGCCCGGGGGAAUCUGAGUCGACCAGUACCAGAGGAGAAAUAAGUGUCUCGUCUUCGGACCUAAGCUGCUUCGGCUGUUAUGUCGCAAGGUAUCCUUUCUCCACCAGCCGGUUUGCUGUCUGAUGAGGAGGUUGUAGUCUCCCCCAUGUUUGAGUCCACAGCUGCAGAUUUGGGAUCUGUGGUUCGUAAGGACCUGCUGUCAGAUUGCUCUGUCAUCUCCACUUCCCUGGAGGACAAGCAGCAGGUUCCAUCUGAGGAUAGUACUGAGAAGGUGAAAGUAUACCUGAGGGUUAGGCCCUUGUUGCCUUCAGAGUCGGAACGGCAGGAGGACCAGGGUUGUAUCCGUAUUGAGAAUGUGGAGACGCUUGUUCUACAGGCACCCAAAGACUCCUUUGCCCAGAAGAGCAAUGAGCGGGGAAUUGGCCAAGCCACUCACAGGUUCACCUUUUCCCAGAUCUUUGGGCCAGAAGUGGGACAAGCAUCCUUCUUCAAUCUGACAGUGAAGGACAUGGUAAAAGACGUACUCAAAGGACAGAACUGGCUUAUCUAUACAUAUGGAGUCACCAAUUCAGGGAAAACCCACACGAUUCAAGGUACUAUCAAAGAUGGAGGGAUCCUGCCCCGGUCCCUAGCUCUGAUCUUCAAUAGCCUCCAAGGCCAACUUCAUCCCUUACCUGAUCUGAAGCCCUUACUCUCUAACGAGGUAAUCUGGCUUGACAGCAAGCAGAUCAGGCAGGAGGGAAUGAAGAAACUGGCCCUGCUGAAUGGAAGCCUCCAAGAGGAGGAGCUGUCUACCUCCUUGAAGAGGAGUGUCUACAUUGAAAAUCGGAUUGGUACCAGCACCAGCUUUGACAGUGGCAUUGCUGGGCUCUCCUCCACCAGUCAGUUUACCAGCAGUAGCCAGCUAGAUGAAACAAAUCACCGCUGGGCACAGCCAGACACUGCCCCCAUCAGUGUCCCUGCGGACAUUCGCUUCUCCAUCUGGGUCUCCUUCUUUGAGAUCUACAAUGAACUGCUUUAUGACCUGUUAGAACCACCUAGCCAGCAGCGCAAGAGGCAGGUUCUGCGACUGUGUGAGGAUCAGAACGGCAAUCCCUAUGUGAAAGAUCUCAAUUGGAUUCAUGUUCAGGAUGCUGAGGAAGCCUGGAAACUCCUGAAAGUGGGUCGUAAAAACCAGAGCUUUGCUAGCACACACCUGAACCAGAACUCCAGCCGCAGUCACAGCAUCUUCUCCAUUCGGAUCCUCCACCUUCAAGGAGAAGGGGAUAUGGUCCCCAAGAUCAGCGAGUUGUCACUCUGUGAUCUGGCUGGCUCAGAACGCUGCAAAGAUCAGAAGAGUGGUGAGCGGUUGAAGGAAGCCGGAAAUAUUAACACUUCUUUGCAUGCCUUGGGCCGCUGUAUUGCUGCCCUACGCCAAAACCAGCAGAACCGGUCAAAGCAGAACCUGGUUCCAUUCCGCGACAGCAAGUUGACUCGAGUAUUCCAAGGCUUCUUCACAGGCCGAGGCCGCUCCUGCAUGAUUGUCAAUGUGAAUCCCUGUGCAUCUACCUAUGAUGAAACCCUUCAUGUGGCCAAAUUCUCAGCUAUUGCCAGCCAGCUUGUGCAUGCACCACCUGUACAACUAGGGUUCCCAUCACUACAUUCAUUCAUCAAGGAACACAGUCGGCAGGCAUCUCCCAGCUUAGAGACAGAAACUAAGACAGACCCAGGCCUUGAUGAUGACAUUGAAAAUGAAGUUGACAUCUCCAUGUAUGGCAAAGAGGAGCUCCUACAGGUGGUAGAAGCCAUGAAAGCUUUGCUUUUGAAAGAACGGCAGGAAAAGUUGCAGCUGGAGAUGCAGCUCCGUGAUGAAAUUUGUAGUGAGAUGGUGGAACAGAUGCAACAGCGUGAACAGUGGUGCAGUGAACAUUUGGAUACCCAAAAGGAACUAUUAGAGGAAAUGUAUGAGGAGAAACUAAAGAUCCUCCAGGACUCACUGACAAGUUUUUACCAAGAAGAGCUUCAGGAGCGGGAUGAGAAGAUUCAAGAGCUAGAAGCUCUCUUGCAGGAAGCCAGACAACAGCCAAUGGCCCAUCAACCAGGGUCUGAAUUGUCCUUACGGCGGUCCCAAAGGUUGGCAGCUUCUGCCUCCACCCAGCAGCUCCAGGAGGUUAAAGCUAAACUAGACCAGUGCAGAGCAGAGCUAAAUGCCACCACUGAAGAGCUGCACAAGUAUCAGAAAAUGUUAGAACCGCCACCCUCAGCCAAGCCCUUCACCACUGAUGUGGACAGGAAGUUAGAGGAGGGCCAGAAGAAUAUAAGGUUGCUAAGGACAGAGCUUCAGAAACUUGGCGAAUCUCUCCAGUCAGCAGAAAGAGCCUGUUGCCACAGCACUGGGGCAGGAAAACUUCGCCAAGCCUUGACUGCUUGUGAUGACAUCUUAAUCAAACAGGAUCAGACCCUGGCUGAGCUGCAAAAUAACAUGAUGUUAGUAAAACUGGAUCUUCGGAAGAAGGCAGCAUGCAUCGCAGAGCAGUAUCACACUGUUCUGAAACUCCAAGGCCAGGCUUCUACCAAAAAGCGUGUUGGGGCCAACCAGGAAAACCAGCAACCAAACCAGCAGCCCCCAGGAAAGAAACCAUUUCUUCGAAACUUACUUCCCAGAACACCCACCUACCAAAGUUCAACAGACUGUAGCCCUUAUGCUCGGAUCCUGCGCUCCCGGCGCUCCCCUUUACUCAAAUCUGGGCCUUUUGGCAAAAAAUACUGAGGUGGUGAGACAGAAAGCAGCCUGUGUCCUGAAUGGGUCAGCUGCUUAGCUUAAGAAAUAGGUCUCUUUUAAGCUUCACCAUAUACCUGGAACUUGAUACAAAGUGCAGUAUUCUGACACUAGUUGGGUCCCCCUCCUUUUGUAAUAUAAUCACCUAUGUAAUCUCAUACUUUUUUACUUAUAUGGUUUCUAUGCAUACACAAAAACUGUAUUAAAUAUAUCGUUCACAUUUGUUUUACAUUUUUUAAUUUGAAUGCCAAAUUUAGCAAAAUCAUUUAAAUUACAAAAAGGCAGGAAAAUUGAAAACCAUCAUUCGGGGCCAUGGAAACCUUGCACAGAAAUGGCAGCAGAUACCUAAGAAAGCUUGGUAAGAAAUGAAUCCAUGGGAUAUUAGAUACUCUAAGCCUUCCUUAAUAUAAAUGAAGUGUCGCGUGAUAGAAGGUGAAUGGGUAACAAACUUGUUAUAAAAACAUGAACAUAGAAAGGUUGGGUCCUGAACUCUACCUAUCACCUACUAUACGAAUUCAUUACAGCAUACAUAGUCAUGGCAUAUUACCCCUACUGAACACACAUGCACAGGCUGGAAACCCU
This is a messenger RNA of Artibeus jamaicensis (Jamaican fruit-eating bat), 3394 nucleotides long. RefSeq names its product kinesin family member 20A (gene KIF20A). Bases 134 to 2803 code for a protein of 889 amino acids. The record is from RefSeq and is a predicted model, not a curated record. Gene Ontology annotation, biological process: mitotic spindle assembly; microtubule-based movement. NCBI's taxonomy places the organism in Eukaryota, Metazoa, Chordata, Mammalia, Chiroptera, Phyllostomidae. Gene Ontology annotation, cellular component: nucleus; spindle microtubule. Gene Ontology annotation, molecular function: ATP binding; microtubule binding; plus-end-directed microtubule motor activity. The transcript has 19 exons.